AAAACGCAUGGCUCCUUGGAGACCUCAGUCAGGCUUUUAAGAACUGGGGCUUUGUGAAGGUAAGAGGUGAUCCGUGCCCCGCUGGCUGGGGGCUGCCGCCUCAGAGAGGUCUGGGUACAUGCAAGGAACGCUAGCAGGAGUCUGCCAACUUGUUCUGGGAUCUGAAUGAGCCUGGAGAAACCAUCUGUGAAGGGAGUUUCAGGUUAGAAAAGGGAUAAGAUGGACCCUUUCUGCCUAGAUGGGUGACCGCCCACCCAACCCAUGGGGAGUUGCAUGGAUCCCAACCCCUGACGGCUCCCUUCCCCAUUCCUUUCCUUGUAGGAGUUAGCAGCGGUCAGGAAAUUGGCACGGGCUGGCCGGGGGCUGGGAAGAGAGGCGAAGGGGCUGCCUGGCACCGAAAAGGCUGUAUGGGCGUGUGUAGCAUGUGUAUUUCAGAGCCCGACACUUGAGACUGUUGCUCAGUGUAAGAAAGCACAGCUAUUGGAGAGUCAGAAAACAGCCAGGGAGGAGGGAAGCUCCAUGUGUGAGCAAAAAGCUUUGGGCAAUCUGUAAGCUGAGGAAGUGGAGAGGCUGGCGGCGAUGCGUUCUGACUCCCUCGUCCCAGGUACCCAUACCCCACCCAUUCGCAGGAGAAGUAAGUUUGCCAAUUUGGGAAGGAUUUUCAAACCUUGGAAAUGGAGGAAGAAGAAAAGUGAAAAGUUCAAACACACGUCUGCAGCCCUGGAAAGGAAAAUAUCGAUGAGGCAAAGCAGAGAGGAGCUGAUAAAACGAGGAGUCUUGAAGGAAAUUUAUGAUAAAGAUGGGGAGCUCUCCAUAUCAAAUGAAGAUGACUCCCUGGAAAAUGGACAGUCCCUGAGCGCCAGCCAGCUGUCUCUGCCUGCCCUGUCCGAAAUGGAGCCAGUCCCGAUGCCCAGGGAUCCCUGCUCAUACGAGGUGCUCCAACCUUCAGACAUCAUGGAUGGGACAGUGUCUGAAGAGAGUCCCUCUGCCAGUGAGUCUGGAGUCCUCCUGUCCCAAGAUCCUUCAGCCAAACCAGUCCUGCUACUGCCCCCCAAAAAACCUGCUGCUUUCUCUGGAGACCAUGAGGAGACCCCAGUGAAGCAGCUGUCCCUUCUCAAGCAACCCCCUGCCCUGCCUCCCAAACCCACUGCCAGGAUUGCCAACCACUUAACAGAUCCUGGCGCCCCUGUGAAAUUGCCUUGUCUGCCAGUGAAACUGUCGCCUCCUCUACCUCCAAAGAAAGUCAUGAUCUGUAUGCCUGUAGGGGGGCCAGAUCUCUCCCUGGCAUCCUACGCAGCCCAGAAGAGUGGCCAGCAGGGCGGGGCCCAGCACCACCACACGGUCCUGCCGUCCCAGAUCCAGCACCAGCUGCAGUAUGGCAGCCUCAGCCAGCACCUCCCCUCCACCACAGGGUCCCUUCCCAUGCACCCCUCGGGCUGCAGGAUGAUAGACGAGCUGAACAAAACGCUGGCCAUUACCAUGCAGAGGCUGGAAAGCUCUGAGCAGCGGGUCCCCUGUUCCACUUCUUACCACAGCUCUGGUUUGCACUCGGGUGAUGGCGUCACAAAAGCAGGACCUCUGGGCCUUCCGGAAAUAAGACAAGUGCCAACUGUUGUGAUUGAAUGUGAUGACAAUAAAGAAAAUGUGCCUCAUGAAUCAGACUACGAAGACUCUUCUUGCCUAUACACAAGAGAAGAGGAGGAGGAAGAUGAGGAUGAUGAUGGCUCAUUGUAUACCAGCUCCCUGGCUAUGAAAGUGUGCAGGAAGGACUCCUUAGCCAUCAAACUCAGCAACAGGCCCUCCAAGCGAGAGCUAGAAGAAAAGAACAUCCUUCCCAGACAGACAGAUGAAGAGAGACUGGAGCUGAGGCAGCAGAUCGGCACCAAGCUCACCAGGCGGCUGAGCCAGAGGCCGACUGCAGAGGAGUUGGAGCAGAGGAACAUUUUGAAACCUCGGAAUGAACAAGAGGAACAAGAGGAGAAAAGAGAGAUCAAGAGGAGGCUAACUCGAAAGCUCAGCCAGAGGCCCACAGUGGAAGAGCUCCGAGAAAGAAAGAUCCUCAUCCGCUUCAGCGACUACGUGGAGGUGGCCGACGCUCAGGACUAUGACCGAAGGGCCGACAAGCCGUGGACCCGCCUCACUGCUGCCGACAAAGCUGCCAUUCGAAAGGAGCUCAAUGAAUUUAAAAGCACUGAAAUGGAAGUUCAUGAAUUGAGUAGACAUCUAACAAGGUUUCACCGACCUUAACAGUCGAAUUCCUCUUGAGUGCUAUGCUGUCUUCAAAACAUAAAUUUAUAAGAACCAUAAGUGCUGGUAUUUAUUCACUUCCCCAUUACGAUGUAAAUCUUCUGAACUGCCUUUUUUAAAAAGAAGAAGAAGAAAAAUAAAAGGAAACACAAUCAGGA
This is a messenger RNA of Pteropus alecto (black flying fox), 2405 nucleotides long. RefSeq names its product phosphatase and actin regulator 1 (gene PHACTR1). Gene Ontology annotation, molecular function: actin binding. The record is from RefSeq and is a predicted model, not a curated record. The transcript has 13 exons. Bases 580 to 2247 code for a protein of 555 amino acids. NCBI's taxonomy places the organism in Eukaryota, Metazoa, Chordata, Mammalia, Chiroptera, Pteropodidae. Gene Ontology annotation, biological process: cell motility; stress fiber assembly.